AUGGCAGACACCGACGAAUUGGCCAGAGGAUACACCCUGGUAAACGACACCCAGUACUCAGCAGGACUGUUCCUUCUAGACAGACUGGCGGUUACCCCCGGUGAGCGCGUCCUUGACGUUGGCUGCGGACCCGGCAACCUCACAGCGCACAUUGCCGACCUUGUCGGGCCUGGCGGCAGCGUGGUCGGCGUCGAUCCCAGCCCGGAGCGCAUCGCUCUUGCUCACGAGAGGACACGGACGAACCUCGAGUUUCACAAGGGUCGUGCCGAGGAUCUGUCGCGCUUCGCCGCUGGCAGCUUCGACGUUGUAUACGUCAACUCUACAUUCCACUGGGUUCAGGACCAGCCCGCUGCUGCCGCCGAGUUCGCCCGCGUGCUCCAGCCCGGCGGCCGCCUCGGUAUCUCAGGCGGCUCUGGAGAUUUUGUAGCCGCCCACGAGCUCAUCAAGGCCGAUGUACUGGCGCGCCAGCCCUACAGGAAUUAUCCAAGCCAUAGCAACGGACCAAAGUUCCUCAAGCGGGCGGAACUUGACAGCAUUCUAGGGGGCGCGGGAUUCAACGAGAGGCUUAUCGUGGUGAACAAGAUUGUCAAAUCUGCAAAGGACGGCUACGCCAUGAUCGACUGGCUGGAUACGAGCUCGUCAGGCAAGACAUACGGAGGCAUCCCGCUGGAAUUGCGGCCGCGGGCGCGGGAGGAGAUGAAGGAGGAAUGGGAUAAGAUCACCACUGAGGAUGGCAUUCACAUGGACAUGGAGUUAUUGGUGACUGUAGCCAUCAGAGACUGA
Messenger RNA from Colletotrichum spaethianum, 783 nucleotides. Its product is annotated as trans-aconitate 3-methyltransferase. The transcript has a single exon. The record is from RefSeq and is a predicted model, not a curated record. Lineage: Eukaryota; Fungi; Ascomycota; Sordariomycetes; Glomerellales; Glomerellaceae. Gene Ontology annotation, molecular function: S-adenosylmethionine-dependent methyltransferase activity. The coding region runs from base 1 to 783 and encodes 260 amino acids.